Messenger RNA from Diachasma alloeum, 1422 nucleotides. RefSeq names its product proclotting enzyme. The coding region runs from base 1 to 1422 and encodes 473 amino acids. The record is from RefSeq and is a predicted model, not a curated record. The transcript has 6 exons. NCBI's taxonomy places the organism in Eukaryota, Metazoa, Arthropoda, Insecta, Hymenoptera, Braconidae. Gene Ontology annotation, molecular function: serine-type endopeptidase activity. Gene Ontology annotation, biological process: proteolysis.
AUGGUGACAAGAGAGCACCUCCUUUGUCUUCUGUUACUGUUCGGGUGUUCACCCGGGAAUUUCGCCGAAGAGGAUGAUGACACUGUCUCUAUUGAAGCUGCAGAGCUUCCAUUACAAGAGCGCACAUUAUCAGCUCGUAACAUAGAUUGGAUGCAGAAAACCUCACCCGGGGGGGUGUGUCUGACGUCAAAAGGUGAAGUUGGUCAGUGCACAACGUUCAGGGAUUGUUAUCCCUACUUCAAAAUCCCGAAUCUGGGAUCACUGGAUGGAUGGGUACUGGGGGUCUACGAUACAUGUAGUUACACGCGUGAGGAUGGACGCAUGGGCUUUGGUGUUUGCUGUUCGGGGGUUCCCCUGACCUCGCCGAAGCCUGCUGGACAGGAUGGACCAAUUGUGGAAGAUCCACAGGAUGUUGAAGACAGUAACAACAAAAAAGACUCUCCAAUAACUUGGCCACCAGCCCUUCCAACCCAUCCCCCGCAUCACACAAUUCCCCCUCUCCCCACCCACCCGCCAUUCGCAAGCCCAGGAGGAGUCACAUCGCGUCCGCCAAUCGUGACGACCACCAGGAGACCAACGGCCACGACCUGGCCGACGAAAAAACCCGCCUGGUGGCCGGGGGCAGCGACCCCGAAGCCCCUCGUCACCACAACUUCUAUGAGCCUCAGUUCAUCCGAAUGUGGAGCGAAAAAUGGAAAGCAGGAUCAGGAUAGAAUUGUCGGUGGACAAAAUGCCGACCCCGGCGAGUGGCCUUGGAUAGCUGCUCUGUUCAAUGCUGGAAGACAGGUCUGCGGAGGAUCUCUGAUUGAUGAUAAGCAUAUUCUAACGGCCGCUCAUUGUGUUGCUCAUAUGAAUUCCUGGGACGUUGCGCGACUCACCGUUCGUCUCGGUGACUACAACAUUAAGACUAAUUCGGAAAUUGAACACAUUGAGAGACGAGUGAAGAGAGUCGUUAGGCACAAAGGGUUUGACCCUAGAACUCUUUACAAUGACGUGGCGAUACUGACGCUCAAUGAACCCAUUGAGUUCUCAGAGAUGAUUCGACCUAUUUGCCUUCCUGGUGGCUCUCAACUUUAUGUAGGCAAGACUGCAACGGUCAUUGGAUGGGGGUCACUCAGAGAAAGUGGCCCUCAGCCAGCUGUUCUGCAGGAAGUCGCCAUUCCAGUCUGGCCUAAUAGUGAAUGCAAACAGAAGUAUGGAGCUGCUGCUCCUGGGGGUAUCGUUGACAGCUUCCUUUGCGCUGGGAGGGCAGCUAAGGAUUCUUGUUCUGGAGAUUCGGGAGGCCCAUUAAUGGUCAAUGAUGGCAGAUGGACACAAGUAGGAAUCGUCAGUUGGGGAAUUGGAUGUGGUAAAGGACAGUACCCAGGUGUCUACACGAGAGUCACACACUUCCUCCCCUGGAUUUACAAAAACCUCAAAUAA